CCAGUAGGUAUAGAGCUUGCAGUGGCUGCUGCUGCUGCGUCAAGUGUCUUCAUCGAGUCAACCUGCAAUCAUGCACGGUGCUCAUUCUGCGCGCGUGUCGCAAGUUGCAAUGUUUGUUGUUGGGCAAAUGAGAACCUUCUGAACCGAGCGGUUACAUUCAAACUUUUCGCUCCAAAUUCUCGCGAAAGAAGAUACGUACGUUAACUACACACUGCAAUAAUUAUUACCAUUUAAGAUUAACAAACAGCGUAAGAUAUAUCAAGUUGAAUCACUGCAUGAAGACGAUUUUUCCUUAUCACAGUGAUUGCGGCUUAACAAUAAGGAAAUAAGUAUCAAUAACUGGAACAGUCAAGCAUCUGUGUAUAAACUCAAGAAUGGCAGAUUCAGAUUUAUUACAAAAUAAAAUCAUUGGUUUUAUUGGUGGAGGAAACAUGGCUCAAGCAAUUGGAAUGGGGAUUUUGAAAAAAGGCAUUAUAAAACCAAAUAACAUAUGGAUAUCAAGUCGUACAGAGAAAACUUUGAGCAUCUGGAAGAAUGUGGGAGCAAACACAACUUUUAAAAAUUAUGAGGUUGUUCAAAAAAGUGAUAUCAUACUGUUGUGUGUGAAGCCUCAGCUAUUAAAUGAAGCACUUGAAACAAGCAUCCCUCCUAGUAAUUGUGAUCAAGAAAAACUAUUUAUAUCAGUUAUUGUUGGAGUGACUUUAGCUGCUUUACAAGCAAAAUUAAGUAAAAUAGUUUCAAAGCCAAGGAUAGUCAGAUCUAUGCCUAACACUCCUCUACUAGUAUCUGAAGGAAUAACUGUUUAUUGCAGCUCAUUGACUACUGAAAAUGACGAAGCUGUCAUGAAGUUAUUGUUUUCAAGUACAGGAAUAUGUGAAAAAAUUCAAGAAUCUCUUAUGAACAGUGCAGGCGCACUUACAGGAUCAGGACCUGCUUAUGGAUACAUGAUAGUAGAGGCACUUGCUGAUGGAGCAGUAAGAAGGGGUAUUCCCCGGGAGACUGCUACUAAAUUUGCAGCUCAGGUUCUUGUGGGUGCGGGAAAAAUGAUAUUGCAAACAGAGAAACAUCCCGGGCAGUUGAAAGAUGAAGUCUGCUCACCAAAUGGUUCAACCAUUGCGGGAGUUCAUGCAUUGGAGUCAGGUGCUGUGAGAGCUUCGUUGAUGAAUGCCAUAGCAGCAGCUGCCAGUCGAUCAGAUGAAUUAAGUUCGUCAACUCAAAAUUAGAAAAAGGCAUUUCUAGUGCAAGCAAGGCUACAAAAGUAUUUUUUUGCAGUUACCUGAUAGAUCAUAGUACGUAUUGUUACUUAAUAUUUUUGUAAGUCGAUGGAUUUAUUUUUUAUUGAAGCAUCGCGUUUGUAAUAGAGUUAAUUAGAGGUAUUAGCAAAAUCAAUAGUGAACUAGUUAACGCAAUAAAAAAAAAAUUAAUUGG
Copidosoma floridanum is the source of this 1428-nucleotide messenger RNA. It is a transcript of the gene P5cr, whose product is annotated as Pyrroline 5-carboyxlate reductase. NCBI's taxonomy places the organism in Eukaryota, Metazoa, Arthropoda, Insecta, Hymenoptera, Encyrtidae. The record is from RefSeq and is a predicted model, not a curated record. Gene Ontology annotation, biological process: L-proline biosynthetic process. Gene Ontology annotation, molecular function: pyrroline-5-carboxylate reductase activity.